AUGUUGGCGAGUCCCUCCUCUUUGGCGCUCAUCGAAGAAAAAGACAACUCAGAAGACAUUUCAGAUGACGUCGUGGAGAAUGACGUGGCUUCUGAAGUCAUCGAGACUCCAGAAGUCAUUCCGAUCGACGUGACGACUCCAGAAUCUCUUGAAGUCGCCAAACGACUCGCCGCCGACGCUCAUCUCAUCACGUGUCCAUACAAUUUGGAACAUAAAGUUUCAAUCGACGAUUUCAACGUUCACAUCACGAAAUGUCGAUCCGAAAAAAUGAAAUUCUACCCGCAUUCACUCAAAUUGCAAAGAUGUGCCUAUAACAUGCGUCAUCUCCUUCCAGAAGAGGAGCUUCCAUUCCACGAGAUAUUCUGUAAGACUCAACAAUCAGAUAUCCUCGCUCAACUCGCCGUCCCACCGAUUUAUCUGGACGUCGAGGAGUAUCUGGCAGCUCAGAAAUUGAUGAAGCAAUACGAGAAGGAGGACGUCGGAAGGGAUUCAGAUGACUCCGGAGAGGAUUCAGAUGAGGAAAAGUGUGUGUCAGUGACGUCAGAAGUGGAGUCGUCGGUAGUUGAUGAGGUGGAUGAUGUGGAAGUGACGAUGAACAGAUUGGAGUAUUUGGAGAUGAAGAAUUACGAUUUGAUUGAUUAA
Caenorhabditis remanei is the source of this 642-nucleotide messenger RNA. RefSeq lists its product as uncharacterized. Lineage: Eukaryota; Metazoa; Nematoda; Chromadorea; Rhabditida; Rhabditidae. The record is from RefSeq and is a predicted model, not a curated record. The coding region runs from base 1 to 642 and encodes 213 amino acids. The transcript is spliced from 3 exons.